Molecule: messenger RNA, 1178 nt
Organism: Vespa mandarinia (Asian giant hornet)
Lineage: Eukaryota; Metazoa; Arthropoda; Insecta; Hymenoptera; Vespidae
Product: phosducin-like protein 1
Biological process (GO): regulation of G protein-coupled receptor signaling pathway
Source: RefSeq, a predicted model, not a curated record
CACAUAUGUACCGUUUUGUUAAGUCUCUCAAAUCCAAUUUGUAAGAGAAUGAGAUUUGUUGUUAAUUAAUUUUGUCGGCUUUAUCGAUAAAAAAUAAUUACGAUAAAAAAUUAAUAAUCAAAUUGUGCGUAAACGUUCGGUCUUGCAUCGUUAAUAUUUAUUUACAUAAGAAACACAUCAAUUUGUUUUUAAAGAAGUUUAAGUAAAGUCAAGUGCAAAAAAAAAAUUUAUCAAUCAUUCGUCAAGUACGUGAAAAGAAAAUUCCAAAGGAUGUCUACGUUGGAAGAUAAAAUUUUAGGAGAGAAAAGUCAUUACUAUUGUAGCAGCUCCAGCGAUGAUGAAAAUGAUAGUGAAGAUUUUGAUAAAGAAGUUGAUAAAGAAGAAGACAAAUAUAUAACACGUUCAGAUGCAUCUUCUUACUCCAAUGCACCUUCUUAUUCAGAAUGGGAUGGAUCCUCCAGUAAUACAGGACCAAAAGGUGUCCUUAAAGAUUGGCAACGAUUCAAACAAAUAGAAACAGAAAAACAAGCACUAGUUGCAAAAGAGAGAAUAGAAUUAAUUAAGAAAUUAAGUCUUUCAUGUCGCACUGAUUUAGAUGAAGAAAAAGAGAAAUUGGAAGAAACAGAUCCAGAACUUGCUGAUCUAUUAACAGAUGAAUUUCUAAUAACUUAUCAAAAACAAAGAAUGAAAGAAAUGCUUGCAAAAGCAGAAAAACUACGUUUUGGACAACUCAUUAAUUUAGAAACAGCAGAUCAAUUUGUAGAAGCUAUUGACAAUGAGGAUAAAUCGGUGACCAUUAUUAUUCAUAUAUAUGAAGAUAAAGUUAUUGGAUGCAAAACCAUGAAUGGAUGUUUAACAGCUCUUGCAGAGGAUUAUCCUUUUGUCAAAUUCUGCAAAAUUUCAGGAUCUGUGGCUGGAUUGAGUAAACAUUUUAAACAGAAGGGUGUCCCUGCUUUAUUAGUCUAUAAACAGGGACAAAUAAUUGGAAAUUUUGUCCAAUUGACUGAACAAUUGGGAUCAGAUUUUUAUGCUUCUGACGUAGAAUCAUUUUUAAUAGAAAAUGGAAUGUUACCCGACAGAAGCUGUGUACCUAGCAUUAUUUCAGGCAUAAAACAAGAACCAUGUUAAUAAGAAAGUACUUUAUUAAGUAAUAAGUAAAGACAUAUUUCUAAAUAUCA